Molecule: messenger RNA, 3780 nt
Organism: Daldinia vernicosa
Lineage: Eukaryota; Fungi; Ascomycota; Sordariomycetes; Xylariales; Hypoxylaceae
Product: Gryzun, putative trafficking through golgi-domain-containing protein
Exons: 3
Coding region: 1-3780 (1259 amino acids)
Source: RefSeq, a predicted model, not a curated record
AUGGACGACUUUCCAGCGGGUAGCCUGGACCAUAAUGUCCCAUUCCUCGUCGUCUUUGGCCUAGGCAAUGCUUCCUCUACUACAAAGUCUUCUCUAGCCGAUCCCAGCUUAAGGGAACAGGGCAUUCUCGUUCGAUCAGAGCUACCCCUUAUAGAGAGCCGCGAGGCAAAGAUCAUCCUUCGCUGCAUCCAAGAGAAGGACGCCACUGACCUCCCAUGGAACUCUCGAGACGCGUCAAGGAAAUACAAAUUUAAGAUUGACACUGUUGGGAGGGAAUUCCUGCUGCCGCCUCGUCGUGCACGCCUUCCCGAUAAAUUCGAAGCGCCUUCAUCACCAUUAAUUCUACAUUCUCCAUUUUCACCCCUUAGUCCAGGUUCUAGCCUAUACCCAGAUGGCUUAAUAGAUACACAGUGGAUUCAAAAGCACCAGGACCUCAUACCCAGCGUGUGCCUGGCUUUUUAUAGCUUGACCUCGGAUCCUACGCUUGCGACCCUACACGAUAAUCAGCUUAAGGCAGACAUAAAUGCUGUCAAGAAUGCCAUUGGGCAAUCUGGUUAUAAAUGUCGCUUCGUUGCGGUUAUCCUUAGCGACCAGUCGCCAAGUUCCAUAGGCCAGUUUGAAGAAAGACUAGGCAAUAUUAGGAGAACCACGGGGUUGGACCCAAAAACCUCACUGUUUGUCCUGCCUACCCAGCGUACUACAGUAGACCUAGAAAACGCAGUCGACAACGUGCUGACCGCGGUAUUCGACCAAGCGAUCGAAUACUAUCGCGAACUCGGUAGACAUUCCCGCAAAAAGAGAGGAAGAGGAAUUGCGCCGCAGCCAACUAUCCCUCCUACUACCGGUACUUCUCAUACGUUAUCACUUCAGGGUUGGAACGUGCGUUAUGAUUUUAAAACCGCCGUAUUCGCUGAGUUUCGUCAAGAAAUAGAUGUUGCUUUGCGUUCCUAUGAGCAAGCAUAUGACACUCUUCUCGGUGUCGAUGUUCUCGAAACCAUUCCUGGAUGGAAUCCUAGGUUUAAUGAUGCUCGGCUCCUAGCUGAUAUAAUAGCUAUCCGAGUCUUGAAAUGUUUACUAUGGGCCGGACAAAGCACCGCCGCCGUUAGGAGGUGGCAAGCGCACCACGAUAGAAUACUUGAUUUGGUCGAUCGAAGGGGUCGAGGGACGCAAAAUUAUGGGUGGAAAACCUGGCAAGCGAGAUGGAAUACGGUUAUGGCCAAUCUGAUCGAAAGAGUCCAGUUCCCCGAGUUGGAACCAUCCACUACCCUACCCUACCGCCCUCCCGAAAAGAAUCUGUCAGCAGAGCGUUUGCACCCGUGGGAACUUCUUCACCAUCAGGGAUACUGGUACCGAAUAGCCGCACGACAUCUUUCCUAUAGACGAAAGUUGGCGUGGUCUAUACCCGAAGAGGACCGCAAGCCGCCAGAUUCGUCUUCGCCGUCGCAGUCGAACAAGACCUACAGCUAUGACACAUACAUGUGCCCGGAGCCUCACGAAGAGUUUCCUUUAGAAGGAACUGGCGUAAAUCAUAGCCAGCUGAUUUUCAAUCACCUGAUGCUAGCACACAACGAAUUCCAGAAGCGACAUCAAAUUCGGACCUCGGCGGAGCUAGCGCUCGAGUGCUGUAAAGAAUUAGAGAGAAUGCAGGAGUGGAGGAAAAUCUUAAAAAUCCUGACCCCUCUGUGGAGAGACAUGUCUUACCGUACAGAAGGCUGGUGGGAUAUCAUGGAAGCUUUUAGUUGGACUCUAAGGGGUGCAGCGGUAGAAGUCGGCCAUAAGAACCUCAUUGUUGCUAUUGACUGGGAACUCUUGAACAAAGGUUUCUCUAGGCGGCCGGGUUGGCAUUACGAUAUAACGAAGUCUUUGGACGGCAUAUCUACAGAGAAUCGGCCUGUUAUAGAAAUCGGCAACGAGCAUGUAACAUCAUUCCUACAUGCUUCAUUUAUUUUCAAAAAUGACGAAGGAAAAGCUGGACAGAGUUGCCCAACCCAACUUUCGAUUACGUCUAACUCCUUCCAAGAUGCUGCACCGGUAGUGUUGGAGAGGAUUCGAAUUGAAUUCGACGGCAGCUUAUAUACAAUAUACUUGAGGCACAAAGCUAGUGAUAAUCAGGUACAUUCAUCUUCAAAGCCACGAGUUUCGAAAGUGGCUUUAGUCGAGACGGAGAGCAGUGAAGAUGACGAUUCUGAUGAUGAUGAUGAAUCGAACGCCGAGACGACCCCUACACUGGAGGGAACAGACGAUCUAACGCUAUUACCGGGUCAAACGCGAGUUUUUGAAAUGGACGUCCCAUUACGAGAACCAGGUGAUGCUAGAGCAUCUUCGGUACAGGUUUCAGUAGCACCGGAAUCUUUCACCCUUAGAUAUACGAUUAGGCUCCGAGAAACCAACCACGUUGGCCUAUGGUAUUCACAAACAUCUGCGAGGAAGAAGGUCACACGGACGAAUCCACACAAAAUCAAAGUCCUUCCAAGGCCCCCCAAAAUGGAGGUCAGGCUUCUUAAUAUGCUCGAGCAAUAUUAUGCAAGCGAAUAUAUCCCGCUUGAGUUGGAGAUACUUAACGAAGAAGAAGCGGAUGCCAAUACUAAAUUGGAUAUAGCCCUUUAUGGGCAAGAUGUCCCUGGCUACGCAGUGCAGAUUGAAGAUGGCACAGAAAAGACUAUUAAUGCUGGAGUGGAAGAAUCGAGGCUUGACGGAAUCUCAGUUGGGACAAUACCAAAUUCCAAGUCUACAAAAGCUACGAUUACCAUUGACCCGGUUGAUGGACCCAUAGUGCUUGAAUUGAUAGUGAGAGCACGGUAUCAUCUUGUGUCGGAUCCGGGAACACCGAUCAUUCAGCAAGCAACAUACCAGCUCAACAUUGUUAAUCCCUUCGAAGCAAGUUAUGAUUUAUCUCCUCGGCUACAUUCUGAGUGGCCAAGCUACUUCAACCCUGAAGAUAUUCAAGACCCAUCCGAAGGAGAUGAAGUCGUCCGGCGGCCUCGAGGACUAGCACAGAAAUGGUCUCUCGCCACCCGAUACGCUUCAUUUGCACAUGAAGAUCUAGCUAUACUAGGUUUGGACGUCAACAUUCUCUCUACACAAGGGAAUGUAAGCUGCAAGGCGUCCAAGGGCCAACCGCCCGUGACAGAUGAUGCGGUUAUUAGUCCCAAGACAAUCGAAGAAGCACAAUUUGAGCUCAUCGCGCAGAAAUUUGACCUGGACGACCGGUCGCCGGCAACGGCGGAUCUUGCUUUCAUCAUCAAGUGGCGCCGGCUCACGUCCCCAAAAGACACAGUGAACACUACAGUCUUACCACUUCCACGGUUCUUCGUCACAGUCUCGGAACCGCGCGUCCUAGCUAGCGUAUCUUACUACUCACCACCCAACCCAUCCACCUCGCAGUCCCCCUCUUCUUCCAACCCGCCACCUCAACUGCUCUUCCUAGACAUCACGAUCGAGAACCCGUCGUCGCACUUCCUGACGUUCGGGCUGGUGAUGGAGCCGAGCGACGAGUUCGCGUUCUCGGGCGCUAAGACGACGACGCUAAACGUGCUGCCCGUCGCGCGCAGGUCCGUGACUUAUAGGCUGCUCCCGCUCGUCAGGGGCGCGUGGAUACGGCCGACGCUCGUGGUUAGAGAUAAGUACUUCCAGAAGGUGCUGAAGAUCAUCCCGACGGAGGGCAUGAAGAGCGAUAGGGAGGGGGUGUUGGUUUGGGUGCCGCCUGAGGAGGAGGCGGAAGGGGAUGAGGAGGGUGGGGGUGAGGGGAGCGAGAGUGAAGAAACUGAGGAGGGAGGUUAG